UCCAGCCCCAUCUUCCUGAGUUGUAAAGUGACAGGGAACCCAGGACCUGAGGAUCAUGUCUCCACUGAACACCCCAUAGAGAUAGUGUUGGCAGCCUUGGCUCUUGAAGUUGCAUUUCUACAGUGUAAAUUUUCCCUGGAUGAGGACUCUUCUUGUUCUUUGCCUGAGCUGAAGAAACACUGCACUUUAUCUCCCGUCUCUGCCAUCAGGCCCGCUGAAGAGAGAGUUCUGAGAUCUCAGCUAUAAAGAUACCCAGCCAAAGUCUCAAUCUUGCCUUAAUGAUGUUUCAGAGACUGAACAAAAUGUUUGUGGGUGAAGUCACUUCUUCUCCCAACCAAGAGCCAGAAUUUAGUGAGAAAGAAGAUGACGAAUGGAUCCUUGUUGACUUCAUAGACACUUGCAGCGGCUUCUCAGCAGAGGAAGAGGAGGAGGAAGAUGAUGACAUCAGCGAAGAGUCUCCAACAGAGCACACGUCAGUCUUCUCCUGUUUACCUGCAUCCCUGGAGUGUUUGGCUGAUACCAGUGAUUCCUGCUUCCUCCAGUUUGAGUCCUGCCCCAUGGAGGAGAGCUGGUUCAUCACCCCUCCCCCGUGUUUUACAGCAGGUGGAUUAACCGCUGUCAAGGUGGAGACGAGUCCUAUGGAAAACCUUCUCAUUGAACACCCCAGCAUGUCUGUCUACGCUGUGCACAGUUCCUGUCCCGGGCUCAGCGAGGCCGGCUGUGCGAACGAGGACUACAACCCCAGCAGCCCCAGGAUGGGAGCCCAAAGUGACAUGGGGGAACACAUUCACUGCUGUGUCACUGCCCUCGCCGCUCAGGCAACGUUUCUGGAACAACCUAAGAGCUUCCGCCCUUCUCAGUGGAUAAAGGGACACAGUGAAAGACAGUCUCUGAACAGAAAUGGCCUUCGUCGCCAAAAUCUUACCAGGGAUUGCCACACUCGACAAAUGAAGCACGGUGGCUGGGUAGUUCACCAACCCUGCCCACGCCAGUACAAUUACUGAGGACGCUGAGUCCUGGCUGGUUUCCUGGGGUUUGUGCCUAUGUAUGUGGAUGCGUGCAUACAAUGAAAUGUUUCUCCUUCUAGUCAACUGAAGACCAAUCGCCUAGUGUGUCAGUGUCUAGACACUAUCACAACCAGAUUUUUGUGCUGUUUAUCACAUAAUGCCUUGCUCCUGACAGUUUCUUAAAAAAAAAAAAAAACUUUUCAGAAUAUUUUUGGAAACAUAUCAAUACAGUUGCAGUAUUGGGAUGGUCUUUAAAUACAGUAAGGUAUAUAUGAGUUAGCCAGCAUCUUAUCAACUUCAUUUAUUUUGUAUUAUUUAAUCUUUUGUGCAAGCAAAAAUUUAUUCUCAGGGUCAGCCAUAUACUUUAUUGACCAGUACUUGAUAGUCCUUUCUGUAUACAGUGAGUAUGUUUUUACACACUGGCAGGAGCACUAACAGGUGAUUUUUGCCAUGGAUAUAAUGGAACUAAUGGCUGAACUUACUUCUGAAAGAAAACUUGACAUAUUCUGUAUGUGUGGUUCUUUUUUUCCCAGAUUGGUCAUUGCAGUUUAUUGUGGAAUUCAGGUACAUUAACUCUGAACAAUGCAUUCAAUGAUCCCGAUGUGACUCCGCAAUAUGGUACAGACAGUACAAUCUGUCAUGGACAAAAGCACUUGUCUCAUAUGCAAAGGGAAAAAUCAGACCUGUGAGCUGAUAUGGGUGUAACCCACAGAGCAGUCAGUAUUUGGAGGCGUCAGGAGCCCAGCUGGAAAUGCACAAGUGCUUGCCCAGGCACUUGGUGACUUCAUGCUCUUGUCUGCCCUUAAGAAAGGACAAGGUGACAGUGGUAACUCCUCAGCCAUGGAGCCUGUCCUCCCAAGGGGAGAGCAUGGGGAGAUCUGGUGGCGUAUGUUUACGGCACCCCAGUGAAUAUUGAUGGGUUGGUUUUCUUGAGCUUUCUUCAGUUUUUAACUUCACAAAAUCUUUAACCACUUUGGCCUCUGUUUCCUCCGCAGCAGGAGCAAUAAUUCUUACCUCCCUCACAGCAUUGUGAGGCUUACAUUUAAUUGGAAGUGGAGCUGUCAGGACUGAACUUGGUGUGAACUUCCAGGGCCUCUCUACUGAACCUAGUGGUGGAAGACUGCGGCACGUUUUCUGCCAUGAUUCUUCAGGGUUGGUGCUAAUGAGGCCAGCAUGCAGGGUUCCACUCACAUAGGCCAGUUAACUUGAUGUAGAGAAAAGUUCAUUUUCUUACCUCUAACUGGUCACUUCUUUUUAAAAGCGGUUUUGAUAGAUUUUAAUGAGCCAUCCACACUUGUAACCAACUUUCUGGAAAAUUAAACCCAUUUACAGUGUAAAGCGCAUUCUACUGAGAAUCUCAUUCCCUGUAUAAUCCAGCAGCUCCCUCACUGUCUCCUCUGCAGCCCUAAUUAAAUACUUGUUAAUGAGUUAUUUCAAGGAAGCAGCAACACACUGUUAUGUGAAGCGUUACCCUGUAGCAGACUGAUGCAGGGAACUUUGGGGAACUUGGGGAAGAGCUGUGCUCUCCUCUGCAAGCCUCGCUUCUAGAGCUGCAGUCAGACAGUGAAGGGUGUUCCUUACACUGGCUGUGAUGGUGCCCGGAUGUCUCUCUCAGAACAGGAAUCUAGACUCCCCAUCCUUAGGCCCUGUCCAUAAUGACGUCCCCUUUAUUUUUUGUAAUUAGGGGCCAAGUCUGCAGUUUGUCAAAGUGAGAAGGUAUUUGUUACUAUUUGUGUUUUUAUGGAGGUGUGCAUGUUUUACGCCGCGUUUGUUACAGGUCAUGCCAGUGACUUGAAAAUAGACCAGCUAUGUGUCUUCUGGACACAAGCUUCUAAAUGUACGUAAGCCUUUCCUACCCUCUGAUGUCACAAGCUGGAAGUUCAGCCAUGAGAAUUUGUUUGGCCAGCAUGAACUGAUCUGUGUAUUAAACUGCGGUAGUUUUCGGUUUUUAAGACAACUUUCCCCCAGAUUUGUUCAUUCCUUAAGAACAUUUACAUCUUUCAGUUACCGAUUUUUAAUUUGCCUUGUAUGUCCCUAGUGCUUUUGCCUCGUUCCUGAAAACCAGCAAACAGAUAAAUUACUGGGACUUUUUUCUUUAGGGUUGAGAUUACCACAGCACCUACAGUAGGUAGCACACUGGUUCUUGUGUGAGAAUGUAAAGAUUAUGGCUAAAAUUGGCACAUGUAAGAACUGAAGGAAAAUUGAAGUUCUUGGUCAUUAGGUGUUUUGUUAUGCAACUGCUGUGUAUAAGACCCAAGUCUAAUAACACAGAGCAGUGCUAACCUGUUAAAUGUUUUUUUGAAACAUGACCAAAAUGCAUUUUCUAAGUUGAUUAGCCACUGAUUAGCAUCAUCAUUUUGCUGUAAUAACCACUGAUGGUUUACAAUGUACUUCAGUAUAUUAAAAGUACAGGCAGUAGUAAGACCCCAAGGGGUGGGGAUGUGGCUUGGUGGGAGAGCACUUGCAAGGACCUUGUGCAAGGUCCUGAAUGCUGUCCCCAGCAGUAUAAACAAAACAGGAGUAAGACUCCUUUAGGAGCUCUGACCACUUCUAAACCGAUAGCCUAGAACAUUGCUUGGAAAGUCUGGAAUACAGUAUGAAUCAGCCAUCCAUUUGGAGUAUGCUUUUUAAUUUUUACAGUAGACCCCACGUUCCUCAAAUGUUUUGCAUUAAACAUUUUAGAGUGUGUACUCUGUUAAUCACUAUUUCCUGAGUUAUAUUCUGCCUAUAUGUAGACACUUAGCUUGCCAUAUUUAUCUUGUGGAUAUUUGUGUUUGUGUGGUUGAGUAGCUACAGAGAUGCAAGAUUAGAGUUUUACUUCCCGUUAACUUUGUGUCUAUUUCUCCAGUUCCCACGCAGAUGGCUGCUGUCCUGUCAGGUCUUUGGUUCUGUCGAGAGACUUUACUGAGAACUUGCCAGGGCUCAGAACCUGCUGCCAUUCGUGCUUCCUAGAUCUGUACUUGUUUAGUCUUCACUUGUGUUGAGAUCUGAGUUGCUUUGCUAGUUUGCUUCACUCUCACAGAAGCAGUCUUUGUAAACUAUUGAGACAAACAACAAGAGCAAGGGAGGGUAUUGCCUCUAUUCUCAUUUUUUUUAAUAUGGAGUACAAAGGACUAUAAGUAGAUGGACAUUUAAAUGCAUUUAAAUAGAUUAGUGGGGAAAGUUUCUUUUUCUUUCUAUUUUAGAGACAGUUAAGAGACUGCUCCUUGUACUGGGAGAUACUACUCUAUGUUUCUGUUGUUGCCUUGAAGUUAUCCUUUUUAUUUUAUGAGGCCUAUAGAUACUAUUAGUUUUAAAUUCUUAAGUUAGGUAGUUCCAUGCCAUCAGCCUCUGAUGCAUUAUACAUGGCAACCCUACCUACUUAUUAUAAUGUUGAAAUUUUACAUGAAUGCUGGUCUAUUUAGCAAAUCUGUAUAUACGACAGUGUUGUUUCCUGUGUUAUGGGCCAGUUUCUCUUGAAAUGUGACACCAACCCAAACAGCUUAGGUGCACAGAUGCUCCAGGAAGAGGGUCUUCUCUUGCGGGCAACGGUCCCCUUCAUGUGGGAGAGAAGUUAAUGUUCAGAGGAAGCAGCUUAUGCGGAUGAUGUUCUGUGUGUCACUGCUAAGUUUCCUUGUGAUAUUGAAAGGUGUCUCUGUUAAAUGACCAGUUUGGCUCUGUUCUUUCCUGCCUGUGUAGUAUUGUUUUCUAGGCGGACUUGUAAAAACCAAACAGUGCUUGGGGAGGUUAGACGUGUGCAUUUGGGGUCUCAGGUGUGUGUGUGUGUGUGGUUUUGUUUUGAAGUUUAGUCAAUAAUCGUGUGUUAUUUUAAGAAGUGGCUUUCUUUCUUUCUUUGCCCACACACUGGCCUUCUGAAGGCAGGGUGUGAGCUGUGGAUAUGGAGAAACAUUUCAGGUUGUGUUGUGUGCCUUUGUGAUGUGUUUAUGGGCACAGUUUCUCUCAUCAACUUAAACUGAAAAGGGACAUUUUGGUUAGGUUUAUAUACUGUACAUCAAUCUAUGCAUAAAUGGCAGCUUGUUUUCUUGAGCCACUAUCUGUGUUUCUGUUUUUAUACAUUUUAUACUAUUUGGGUCACAGAUGGUCAGUUUUAUACAGAAUGGACAGCACAGCACUUUGCCAAAAACACGUGUAGCAUUGCCGAAACAUUGUGUGUAACACCAGUUCUUGGUAAUGGCUUCAGUAGUGCAUUUUGCACUGCUGGGAGUUACGGUGUUUUAAUCUGUCAGUAAAUAAAAUGUCCUUUAACUUAA
Myodes glareolus (Bank vole) is the source of this 5257-nucleotide messenger RNA. It is a transcript of the gene Tp53inp1, whose product is annotated as tumor protein p53 inducible nuclear protein 1. Gene Ontology annotation, cellular component: nucleus; autophagosome. NCBI's taxonomy places the organism in Eukaryota, Metazoa, Chordata, Mammalia, Rodentia, Cricetidae. The record is from RefSeq and is a predicted model, not a curated record. Gene Ontology annotation, biological process: positive regulation of DNA-templated transcription; autophagosome assembly.